AUGUCUCCCCCAAUCGUAGCUGCCGAGGGUUCGGCCACGAAGAUCAAGCAAGAGUCUACUUUGGCUAGACUAUUGGGAUCAGGUUCUGCCGGCAUUUCUGAACUGGCCGUCUUCCAUCCAGUCGAUACGAUUGCAAAGCGCUUGAUGAGCAACCACGGAAAGAUUACCUCCGUCUCGCAGUUGAAUACCGUUAUCUUCAAGGAGAAGGCUACCGCGCCCGCUGGCAAGAAGUUCUUCUCUUUAUUCCCAGGACUUGGAUAUGCUGCAGGAUAUAAGGUUCUCCAACGAAUCUACAAGUAUGGCGGGCAACCGUUCAUGCGAGACUAUCUCCAAAGACACCACGGCAGCACUUUCGACAAUACAUUCGGUGCCAAAACUGGAAAGGCAAUGAUGCAUUCAUGCGCAGGAAGUUUGAUCGGUAUUGGCGAGAUUGUCCUCCUUCCCCUGGAUGUCCUUAAGAUCAAACGCCAAACAAAUCCCGAAGCUUUCCGCGGACGAGGCGUUGUCAGGAUUGUGCGGGAUGAGGGUUUUGGGCUGUAUCGUGGUUGGGGUUGGACUGCUGCGAGAAACGCCCCCGGAUCAUUCGCGCUCUUCGGUGGAUCAGCAUUUACCAAGGGAUACCUCUACGGGCUAACGGAUUACAACAAGGCGACAUGGCUUCAGAAUUUCGUUGCCUCGAUCGCAGGUGCCUCGGCGUCCCUCGUCGUCUCAGCCCCUCUAGAUGUUAUCAAGACCCGAAUCCAAAAUAGGAACUUUGACAACCCCAAGAGCGGGUUCCAAAUUGUGGGCACUGCUGAUGACUGGCCCGAAAUUGGUCUUCUCUUUUUGGCUCGCCCAGACCUUGAUCCCGGCCUUCGAUAUUGCGCUGUCUAA
Molecule: messenger RNA, 873 nt
Organism: Venustampulla echinocandica
Lineage: Eukaryota; Fungi; Ascomycota; Leotiomycetes; Helotiales; Pleuroascaceae
Exons: 8
Coding region: 1-873 (290 amino acids)
Cellular component (GO): mitochondrion
Molecular function (GO): guanine nucleotide transmembrane transporter activity
Source: RefSeq, a predicted model, not a curated record